CCUAUGGCCCGGGCCGGCCCCGGGACACUGCUCUACCGCCGAAACAUCAGAUUGGACUCUUUCCUGAAGCGGAACACGGAGCGGGCGCUGUACGAGCGCAUCCGGGGCUAUGAACCGUGCGUGGUUAAGUCGGACUCCAUCAAUAAAGUUUACAUGCACGUCGUGAUGAGCGACGAGCGCGUGUACCUGACUGAGUUUUCUCCGCGCACACUCACCUCUGUCUUCGGGUUCAGCUCCGUGAGGGCCAUAGAGCUGAUCAAUGACCUCCCAGACUUUCUCAGCGGUAAGGACAGGGAGCAGUGUCAGCACAUAAAGAUCAUUUAUGUUCCAGAGAAACCUGUCACAAAGGGGCAUCAUGAUGAUCAACUGUUCCCCGCACUUUCCCCAUCUCACAGCUUUAGCCCGCUUACAGCAGAAGGAUAUGCUGUGCACAGCUCACCCAUGUCUGCUUACACACCUAGACCCACCCGCUCCGCUUCCUGUCCUAACGAAGAGACUCUUGGUCUGCUGGCCCCCCAACCUCCAGCCCGACCGCACUCCUCAGCCUCUAUGUACCCUCUCACUGCCAAUCAAUGCACAAAAAGAACACUAUCUCCAAAGGUGCCCAGGAGAAUUAGUUUGUUGUUCUCACGUCUUUUGAAACAAAACAAAGGGGCCAACAUUGCUGAGCUGCAUUUAUACGCUCUGUCACCAAUCUCCACACUUUAUAUUCAUCUACAGAGCACCUGGACCAGCUUCAUCAUUAAGUCUACCUUGAUGUUAGACCUAGUAUACAGAAGAAAGUACUGUACUUCACCUCAAGGCAUCAGCUGGGAGCAGACAGCCCAUUUGUUUUCUCAGCUCCAAGGUGAGAUGUUACAGGAGGGCAUCAGUGUUGAGAGCCUGUACCUUUUACUGCAGGAGCUGUGCACUGCUGCUCAUAGAAAUGUGACAUUACGCAGACUGUUCUGGAGGUCUAAUGAGUUGUGCCGGUUCCUGGUUCAGAUUCUUGAGGAUUUCCUACCUGGAGAUCGCAGCGUUCUUUACACAACAGAUCACCUCCUAAUGAGCAUCCUGGUUGUUCAGACACUGGCUGUUAUGUUUAGAGAGACUGAGGUGGAACCAGCCAGGCUGAGUCUACUCUCUGCAAACAAUGGUGCCCUUGUUACCAGGAUGCUGCUUGCUUUGAUUCGUGAUCCAGGGCCUCAGACUUCAAAUGCCUCCCAGACUGAUGUUUGUCUUGCUGAGUAUUUGGACGCUGCCUGUUCACUGCUCUUUGAACUGCUGCUUCAAGGUCAACAGAAAAGCAAGUUUUCCUUUUCUGACAGUAUCUUGUCUGUUGGCUGGAUACUUCAAGUACUACAACCACAUCCUCACCUGUUAUCCUUUAUUGGUUACCAGACCCAACAGGUGGUACUGGUCCUAUCCAGUCCACCACUCUACAUAUUAAGUCCAGUACAGUCUGUCCUGUUGUUUCAACGAUGUCGCCUCCUGCUGGUCAGUCUGCAGUACAGCAAACAUCUCGCAGGACAUUUGAAGACCAACUUCAAAGAUGAUUUCAAGUACUCCGUAAAUGUUAUAAGUGUUGAAACAAAGCUGCCCCCUCACUAUCCCAUCAGCCCAAUGAUACGACAACUGGUCGAACAAAUUCUAACCCUUAUGCUGCAAUAG
Molecule: messenger RNA, 1650 nt
Organism: Periophthalmus magnuspinnatus
Lineage: Eukaryota; Metazoa; Chordata; Actinopteri; Gobiiformes; Gobiidae
Gene: c23h12orf56
Product: chromosome 23 C12orf56 homolog
Exons: 14
Coding region: 4-1650 (548 amino acids)
Source: RefSeq, a predicted model, not a curated record